Molecule: messenger RNA, 1549 nt
Organism: Phlebotomus papatasi
Lineage: Eukaryota; Metazoa; Arthropoda; Insecta; Diptera; Psychodidae
Product: phenoloxidase-activating factor 2-like
Exons: 4
Coding region: 193-1443 (416 amino acids)
Biological process (GO): proteolysis
Molecular function (GO): serine-type endopeptidase activity
Source: RefSeq, a predicted model, not a curated record
UCGGCAUUUCAGUCAGUCGUUCAAGUUGUCUCCCACUGAUCGGUUGGUCAGUCUCAGACAGACAAUCCCCUCUUCGCACUUCCAAGUUAUAGUUUUCACUCUCAAAUAUAAAAAUUUACUUCCUCGUUACUUUUUUCUCUGCAAAUUUGUGUGAUAAUAAACAUCCUGACUGUGGCAUUUUUAGAUUGCAAAAUGCAACGACUAAAGCUAAGUUUUCUGCUGAUAACGACAUUUAUCAUUGGACUGAAUGCACAAGGUGAAACUGGGAGUUUAGAUGACCUAAUUAAGCAGAUCUUCACCUCAACCCCGGCAAUCGGUGGCCAGGAUCAAGUACUAACACCAGCACCUCCAACACAAAGCCCACCAACCCGGCAACCGCAGCCUCCGACUCCUUCGGAUAAACCAGUUCAGACAUGCGAUGGAGGCGAAUGUGUGGCAUACUAUCUGUGUUCUCAGGAUGGCAAUAUCAUCACAGAUGGUGAUGGUCUGUUGGAUAUCAGGAUUGAUGUGGAGGAUGAACCUCGUCCAUGCCCAGACUAUUUUGAAAAAUGCUGCGCCGUGAAGGACAAACAGACGAAACCGAUUUUGCCACCAGUUCAGAUCCGUGAAGGAUGCGGUAAUCGCAAUCAAGAUGGAAUUGGAUUCCGAAUCACCGGAGACAAGGACAAUGAGGCACAAUAUGGUGAAUUCCCGUGGAUGAUUGCGGUACUCAAGGAGGAACAAGCCAUUUCUCAAGUUCUCAAUGUCUAUCAAUGUGGUGGAAGUCUCAUCCAUCCACAAGUUGUUUUAACUGCUGCCCACUGUGUGGAUGGGAAACAGCCCAGUGUGCUCAAGAUUCGUGCCGGAGAGUGGGACACCCAGACUAAGAAUGAGAUCUUCGCGCAUCAAGAUCGUGAAGUGGAGAGCUUUGUCAUCCAUCCAGAGUACUACAAAGGGGCACUCUUCAACGACAUUGCCCUUCUCUUCCUCAAGACACCCGUGGAUCUCGCUGAGAAUGUUCAAACGAUCUGUCUGCCUCCACAGGACUACAACUUCGAUGGUACGCGUUGCUAUGCUUCUGGCUGGGGCAAGGAUGUCUUUGGGAAGGAGGGCAAAUAUCAGGUGAUCCUCAAGAAAAUUGAUCUGCCCGUGGUGCCACACAACACAUGCCAGGAUGCUCUGAGGACCACUCGUUUGGGCAAAUUCUUCGAACUCCACAAGAGCUUCAUCUGUGCCGGUGGAGAGCCCAUGAAGGACACAUGCAAGGGUGACGGAGGAUCUCCCCUGUCAUGCCCCUCAGGACCCGGCUCUACUCGCUACUAUCAGGCUGGUAUUGUUGCCUGGGGUAUUGGUUGUGGGGACAAACAGAUUCCUGGAGUCUAUGUCAACGUGGCCCACUUCCGCAAUUGGAUUGACGAACAGAUGAAUCUCAAGAGAUUUGGCACUAACACUUACAAGCUCUAGAUAUCCUUAAUACAGAAUUUUCCUCAAUUCUUUUUUACUUUUAAUAAAUUUUGCAACUGUGUCUAUAGAGAAAGAAUAAAUACAAAUAAAUGAUAGCCUCUCAGAA